UGAUCCGUCUGUCGUCACAGUGUGCGCCACGAGUUGACAACACACAGCAGCACGAGUUUCACCUUGUUGUUGUGACUCAGUUCAGCUGGACACGAAGAUAAAUAAGACUUAAACACCUGAGAUGCCGAAAUAUUGUUCUGUACCAAACUGUAAGAAUGAAAACGACAAGAAGAGCUUCUACAAGUUCCCUCUCCAGGACCCGGUCCGGCUGCAGCGCUGGCUGAGGAACAUGGGACGUGAGAGCUGGACUCCCUCUCGACACCAGUAUAUUUGCCACGAACAUUUUGCGCCGUCGUGCUUCAAGGUGCGCUGGGGGAUCCGUUACCUUGAGAGCGACGCCGUGCCAACAGUCUUCCAGGAGGCCGAGAAACGGAAAGCCGCGGAUCACAGCGAGAAGAAGCCAAAGCGGUUUCGAGCUCACAGUAAUCAAAGCAUAGCGGUGUCAGAUGACAGGACGGCGGCUGUUGACGCCGUAGAGAUGGAGAGCACGUUGCACACGGUACACCUGUACGAGAUCACCGUUGACUCGUCACAGCAGGCAGAAACCAGCCUGGUGGAGUCGGGGGAUGUUGGGGAAUCUGACUGCUCCCUCCAGACAGACCUGAACCCGCUGGCAUCGGUAAAUGCAGUCGAAACGGGGCCAAAUUUCCCUUUAACUUUACUCCAGACAGUUAAUGAUCUGAGUAACGGUGGAGAGGUGGUAGUGAUGUCUGAAUGUCCCGCUGGUGAAGGUCAAGACGAGCUCCUGAAUGGAAUCACUGCUGCCAUUUUAUCUCAGGGCCACGGGCUGCUCAUGAAUGACUCCACGCCGGGCUGCACACAUGAGACUGUGGCCUCCCUCGGCGUUGAAGAAGUGACGUGCACCACAGAGGAGUUCUCAGACGUCCACGGAGGCCGUGAGACUCAAGUCAUCGCCUACUUCGAGACGAUACCAAACGUUCUCCCCAUCAAAACCCCCGCACGGUUCAACUUCACCCCGGAUACGGUGCUGUCGUCCGCUCUGAGCUCCAAGCCCAUCACAUCUACUCUGCCUAUAGUGUCCAAACACACGCCGGCCUCCCCCACGUCCCUGGUCCUCACCGUGGAGAGGCUGGACACAGAUGAGGGAGAAGGAGACGACGGCAGAUCAGAGGAGGAAGAUAUAGAGCGGCAGGAUCACCAGCUGGAGGAGCACUGCUACCAUAAGAACAGUCUGAGUAAGGAGCAGCUGGAGGCGGUUGUGGCCGAGCUGCAGAAGAAGGUGAAAGUGCUGCAGCAGCGACACCGCCGACACCUGGAGAAGAUGCUGGGCCUGGAGAACAACGUCAACCAGCUGAGGCAAAACAACCUGCUCAACGAAGAGCGACUGCAGCUGCUCGAGAGGGCGUACAUCCAGACCAGUGUAGAUGUUGGCGGGACUGUGGCCAUCAUCUAUGAGGAGGACGAUGCUGCGUACUUGUAUACUCCACUAAUGAACACAGACGAAAAGCUGUGAGACCGACUGUCCCAUCUGUGUGUCCGUCUGCUGCCCGCUGUGCCAAAAAAAGUGAUGUGAUGUUGAAAACAAACUACCUACUUUAUGAGAUGUGUGUGUGAGACGUGGCAGCGUGUUGUUGAAUCUGCUGUGAGCUUUGCACAAAUAUGGAUGAGUAAUACAAGACAAUGUUGAAUGUGGUUUUUUUUAAGGUUUCCACCCUCUAACCUUCCUCCUUCCUCAAACCACUUUUUGUUUUUGACUUAUAAGUUUGUGAUAAUGUACAUAUCAAAUUAAAAAUAACUUCCAUUCAGG
Messenger RNA from Sebastes umbrosus (honeycomb rockfish), 1768 nucleotides. Its product is annotated as THAP domain-containing protein 5-like. The coding region runs from base 122 to 1474 and encodes 450 amino acids. The record is from RefSeq and is a predicted model, not a curated record. Lineage: Eukaryota; Metazoa; Chordata; Actinopteri; Perciformes; Sebastidae. The transcript is spliced from 5 exons.